GCAUAGUAAGAAGCGAAUACCCGAGUUUGUGUAUUACCCCGGUUAUUUUUAUCAGGUGUUUAUUUUGCGUUUAACAAAAUUAUUAAGCUUAGAAAAGACUACAGCGUGAACAACGCAACUUAUAACGUAGUUGCAGAUAUUUUCAGUACUUGAUAAAUAUCUCGAAAUCUCGAUGCUCGAAAAUUAGCUCUUGCGUAAUUUAUACUUUGACUGCUGAAUAGGUCGUUGUAAAAGUUUCUACAUGAAGAAACUCUUCAUUAAUUUAUAUACAUGCGCUUGCGCUAAAAAUCUAAUGCACCGAGUGGAAAGUACGAGUAAUCUCAUAUCAAAAAACGUAAUAUGACAUGGGCACACAAUGUCCUGGCGUGACUCAUCGCAAAUACCAGCUCGGUGGUGUGCAUCAUAUUGCGGUAAAAUUAUAUUUCCCGUUCACGUAAGUGAAUUUUGAUAAAAAGAUAUGGAAUUAAGUUUUGAGAUCAUUGAAAGCCUGAUUCCUGUGUCGACUACACAUUUGAUUGAAAUAAAAUUGAGGAAGAUUGACAACAAGAAGUCUGAAUUUUUGAACAAAAUGGAAACCACUUUCCAACCAGAAAUCUACAACACAACGCCAUACAUUCGACCGUUUAGUGACGAGGCGAUCUCCAUUUCAGCAUCGAUUCUAUUUAUUACGAUGAUGUUUGGAAUAGUAGCAAACCUCGUUACUAUUCUCGUAAUUGUAAUGUCGGAAAAAUUAAGGUCCAUCUUCAAUUUUAUGAUCGUUAGUUUAUGCGUUUCUGAUUUAUUAUCAGCACUUGUCAGUCCUCUAGCGUUAUAUCGUAGGACGUGGGGAUUUGAGGAAUGGCUGCUUCCUGGAGUUCUAUGCAAAAUCUUUUGGUCGAUUGACACUUGGACAAAUUACGUAACAUCUCUUCACAUACUACUCUUUGCAACAAUAAGACUUCUAUCUAUCAAAUGGCCUUUCGGAUACAAAAAAAUAAAAUUGAGGCAAAUAAAAAUUAUUACAGCGAUAAUAUGGUUCAUCACAUUUAACUGUGGAUUUAUUCCAAGAUGGAUCUGGUAUGAAUCAAAGAAAAGAGACAGACACGCAUCAAGUGUGGAUGCUAAAUGGCCAUCUUGUACUCUCAACACUGACUGGCUGAAUGAAUAUAGACUUUACUACAAAAUAGCCUAUCCAAUUUUUAUUUAUUUUCCCAUGGCUGUAAUUGCAGUUUUAUCACCAGCAAUUGCAAUUAUUUUGAUGAGGCAGAGACAAAACAGAGUAUGGAGAAAACAAGCCAGCAUGUCGAUUAAGAACAAAUGUCCAAAGAUGAGUAAAUGUGAAAUGAAAACCCAGAGAAGAGAAAAUCACGCGAUUCUGCAACUGGCAUUUAUUUCCGGAUCCUUUAUGUUUGGAUACAUUCCUAUAACAGCUUAUACAUUUUACACCACAAAUGUUAAACAUAGUAAAUUGGCUAUGAAACAGAUGGAUUGGAACUUUGGAAUGAUUGCUUAUAUUCUGCUUAGACUUUCGGAAUGUUUGAAUCCAAUUUUCUACAACAUCGCAUCAGCAAAAAUGCGACGGGAGACUGUAGCGUUCCUAAAAAAGAUCAUUAAAUGUUGCUCGCCUUUAGUCGCCGUUCGUGGUAGAACAAACUCUUCGAGUUCGAAUACAAGCGAAACAACAUCUGGAAGAAAUACUCUUGACCUUGAAUUAUAAAAUGAGAAUAAUUUUUUUUAUCGUGCCUCAUUGACUUAGGUAUGUUGAGUAUGACAUACUUGAAACUGUAGUUAAUUGCCAUUUGCCAAGUAUUUACAAGAUGUUGAACUGGACUGCUGUGGCCAAUAUGUAUAUGGGACUUUUUUAAAACUAUAAUGCGAUUAUGAUAUUAUCCUCUCGUGAUGUUUCAUAAAACCUGCCUGCCUCGUUCAAGGGUGGUGUUCAAAGGCCGCUUCUAUUCAUUUCCGACAUAAAUGAUGCGAAAUGAUUUCCACUAGAAGGCGCCGUGCUUACAGGAGAUAUCUCCAGAUCGUGCCGGGCUAAAGAUCGUGUUUUCAGGCAAUGCUGACUCGGAUUACCGAGAAAUUUUGAAUGUGUUUUUUCAUUUAACACUAUACAGAAUUAAGACUUGUUAUGCAUUUUUAAUUUAGCCUAUUCCACUUUUCGUUCGUAAUUGUUAUUUUCGUGCAAUGUACAUUAUUCGUCCACGGAAUAGAAUUGGAAAAAAAUAAGUUGGUUCAAGUUGGCAGAAAUAAUAAAAAGUUUGGGUGUUUUUUUUUAUCUAUAAUUACUCAAGCUUAAGUCAAAUUCUUUAGCUAGAACUGGGAAAUACUCAUGAAAAUGCAAAUACCACUAAAAUGCUAAAAAUCGACAAUACCGCUAUUGAUAAAGCAACUUUAACAACAACUACAAGAGUCACGAUUACUGAAAGAACAUGAACACCAAGUUUGAUAAUAGGAACAGAAAUAAAUUCUCAAAAUUCGAGGUUAAAACAUUUUUCCGGGUCGGGUAAGAUUCAAAUUUUUAUAUACUGUAGUCUCUAUUUACUCACCUACCUACGUGUGAAUUCCCAUGUAGAUGAUGCCCUAAUGAAAAGCCCUGAAAUCACACUUAAAUAAUUGUAAAUUUUUAAUCAAUUCGAAUUAGGUUUUUAUGUGAAAAUAUUGACAGACCAGUCAGUAAACGAAUAUGUCGAAUCCCGGUUAAUAAAUGAAGACUACAUAACAAUUUUAAAAUUUUCAACAUCUUAUACCACCUCAAAUAUAUAAGCACGACACUUUUUCAAUGUGUCGGUCACGAGAUAGAAAAUAUUGCAAAUUACUUUCAUAGAAAUAGUCAAACAUUGUAUUACGCAACAAGGGAAGCAGAGUUUUGCAUACUUUUAUCAAAAUAUCCCUAAUUACUUGGUCUCUUGACCAAUCGACAAUACAUUGUUUUUAUCGAAAGGGUUAUACCGCUAAUUUGAUAGCUGAAAGAACUGUCUGGUUGGGAACCAGCCGCAAGUCUAUUUGAAUUUCGGAAAUGGCAAAGUUUCUAAUAACCAAUUGUAAUUUCCGCCCUAAGAUAUCCCCGAUUUUAAUAUCGGUAGAAAUUUUGGAUGGAUAAACUAAAUUUCGUCUAGUUGGUGCCACAUAUUUAAAGGGAUUUGACGUGGAAUCAAUAUGUAUACGUCAGUGGCUUGGAAUUUGUUAAUGAAUGCUGGAUAUACUUACCUGUCUCCGUCGCUUCACUAAGCAAAUACUGAUACGGCUUGAAUAAAUUAUUGUGGCCCAGCUUAAGCCGGUGCAUCUGUAUGUGUUCUAUGUCGCUAGGCCAAAUAAAAGUAAUAUGACAUAUGAUUAUAUACUAAGCAGAAAACUCUUUCCAUUGGAAUAUUGUUGCAUGAUCGUGUUUAUGAUACUCAUAUCUAUCAUAAAUACAUAUAUACAUUCUCUCAUCUUAUUGUACCGUUAAUCACAAAUGUUUAUUUUUAUGUCAAAAUUUUCCUCCAUGCACUUCAGAUAUAUAUGUGAAUUGACCACCACAAAGCUAUUUUUCGAUCAUAUUGACUUAAAUGUUUUCAAAUCUGACUUUACUCAAUUAAUCGGCAUAAUAUUUGUGUGAGUUUACUUCUGUGUCAAUGAAAAACAAUUUUUCACAAAUGUCACAUUGAAAGUUAUCAUAUUAUCAUCAUUGUUCUAGUUUGAGUCGUUCUCAUUAUUACGUAGUUUUAAAUCCAGUAUGUUCCAUGCUAAUGCCAUACCAUUCCAAGAAACACAUCAAGUAUUUACACAGAAAUUCAUGAUAUAAAUAGACAUUCAUAAAAAAGCUGACGAAAUUUGUGGAAAAAUGAAUCGCGUGAGAACAAGAGGAAAUAUUUUUAAAUGAAAAUAAUCGACAUUAAAAACCAUAAUUAUUGAAGGGCUCACUUCCAGAAGCGCUGAUUCAUAUCCGGUAAUUGGAUCCUUGUAUUAGCAAUUUGGGCAAAUGAGCUAGAUGCUAAUCCCAAAUCAAUAAUUUGACAACAAAAAUAUUCGGGAAUGAGACCAGCUAUUUAAUGUGAUGUUUAAACUGUAGAAUCUUCAUUUGUCAAUUGAAGACUU
Styela clava is the source of this 4059-nucleotide messenger RNA. RefSeq names its product growth hormone secretagogue receptor type 1-like. Gene Ontology annotation, cellular component: plasma membrane. The record is from RefSeq and is a predicted model, not a curated record. Gene Ontology annotation, biological process: G protein-coupled receptor signaling pathway. Gene Ontology annotation, molecular function: G protein-coupled receptor activity. NCBI's taxonomy places the organism in Eukaryota, Metazoa, Chordata, Ascidiacea, Stolidobranchia, Styelidae.